Molecule: messenger RNA, 945 nt
Organism: Cladophialophora psammophila CBS 110553
Lineage: Eukaryota; Fungi; Ascomycota; Eurotiomycetes; Chaetothyriales; Herpotrichiellaceae
Exons: 4
Coding region: 1-945 (314 amino acids)
Source: RefSeq, a predicted model, not a curated record
AUGCGGGUCGAUACCCAAUAUUUCGAAAGACUCACGGCCCCGCGCCAGAUGGAGCGCAGACCUCUCGUCUUCCGCACAGAUGUUGGUCAACCGGUUGGUGGUCCGAUUGUGGAAGGUGGCAGAGACGCAGGGAACCAAGCCUGGGACGACGAUGAUAGUGACGGAGGAGCCGAUCUCGAGUCCGAAGCAGAAGAUGACCUGGGUCUGGACAGCCACAAGCCCAAGCCCAAGCGUCGCCGCGUGUUCGAAUCGGGCAAAAUUACCAAUGCAGCAGACAUCAAGAAGAUGAAGAUCCAAGGAGGUCGCCCCGCUGUGGCUAAAAAGGUUACCGCGGACCUGGAUUCUGAUGACGAGUUGAUUGUGCGUAUGAAAGAGGCUCGAUUUCUCGAGAAGGAUAUCGCGCAAGCUCUCAUCGACCAGGGUCGCACCGCCUACAACCCAAAGACCAUCGGCACCCGUUGGAGGCGCAUCAAGGCCGCCUUGCAAAAGAGGCAGGACGAUCUGCUCGACGCAGAUUUAACGGACUGGCAUGAAGGAGAUGACGAUGUUCUUUUGCAAGCUGUUAUCAAGACCGAAAAAGAAGUCAAGAGGCUCAAAGAUGACAUCGAGUCGAAGAAAUGGCGCAUGGUGGCUGAUAAUAUGAAGAGAAUGAAGGCAUGUCCCACCAUUGACAUGCUGGAUGCAAGUCGUACUAACUCUGCGAACCUCCAGCCUGUGGUCAACUUCUCCCAGAAUGCUUGUCGAGACAGAUAUGAUGCUCUUCAACAUGGCUGCGCUAAACCCACGCCAGAAUCGGUCGAGAAUCCAACCCCUGAAAUCCUCGAGCGCAUCAAGUCGCGAAAGGACAAAGAGAGGAAAAUUCGAGAAGGCAACCAAAUUGCUGAGAUGGAGCAGAAGAAUGUGGAGGCGAAUGGCUGGACUUCGAGGAUGCGAACCUAUUUCUAG